GGCGGGAAAGUGUGCCGUAACCAUGGUGAUGCUGACGUGUCUUGUCGUCCUUCUGACGGACCAGAACGGUGUGUCGUCUGCACCAGCGGAACCUGAAUCCGACGCAAAUCUACAGGGUGAUGAAAGGUAUUCCCAACUCGAGGCCAAAUUGAAGAGUCUAAUGAAAACAAUGACUUAUUUCAAGGCUAAGCAAGGUGACCUUAACACACGAGUUCUGAGCGUUGAGACUAACCAGAAAAAGAUCAGAGAAGAAAACUCGAAGGAGAGAGAAGCCUUUCUAGAACGACUGGAUAAGUUAAAAACUUCUGUGCAGUCGGACAUGGAUUCCGAAAUUCGAGCUCUAGUGGAGAGACAAGACAAGCUGGAAUCGGCACUUACUGCUACCAAUGAGAGCUUGGAGGACUUUACGAAAGGCAUCGGGGAAGACAUGGUGGUAUUUGCGAGCAUGGAUUCCAGGAUUCGGACUCUAGAAGAAGGACAGAACAACUUGACGACAGCCCUCGCUGCUACCAACGACAGUUUGGAGGCUUUUGAGAAAGGCACCAGACAAGAUAUGAUGGUCUUUAUGAGCACUCUAGAAGAAGGUCAAGAAAAGUUGGAGUCGGCACUCACUGCUACCAACUACAGCUUUGAGACUGCCCUCAGUUCUGCAAAUGAAAACUUGGAGAUUGCACUCACCGCUUCCAACAUGAACUUGGAGACUGCUCUCGCUACUUUCAACGAGACGUUGGAGUCUGCUCUCACGGUUUCCGACAUAAAGUUGGAGGCUGCACUCACUAUGUUCAACGAGACCUCCGAGGUGCUGGGAAUGGUGGAACCGAUGUUUGCGAGAGUCGAAAGUUUGGAGAACAAGGUGGCCAACGACACACAGCUGAUCGCGAAGUGUGUUCCAUGUACAGCAACUUCUAUUUCCACAUGGCUUAUGGCGGAAAUUAUGAGCACCGUGGAGAGUCUAUUAGAAGAGUCAAGUGGAUCACAGGGAGAGUCAAACGGAACAAAAGCAGGGUCAAGCGGAGAACAGGCAGUGUCAAGCGGAGAACAGGCAGUGUCAAGCGGGGAACAAGAAGAGUCAAGCGAAGAACAAGAAGAGUCAAGCGAAGAACAAGACGUGACAAGUGGGGGAGAGGAAGAGCCAAGUCCAGUCAGAGGUACACUUGUCGGUAGGGAAGUCUAUAACUGUAACGACACCAAUGGUCAAUAUCAGCCUUUGUGGAUGGUGGACCUGGCAGGUAACUACACAGUCAGCCGUGUCAGCAUUCUGAAUAGGAAGGAAUGCUGUGAAGGUCUCAAGGCGUGGCGUGACGAUGGCCGCUGCGGGUACGGGACCCUUGCGGAGAACGGCCGCCCUGCCGAAUGCUACCCUCACGGUGUGUACCCGUGCUGCUCCGACUCUGGCUGGUGUGGCUACACCCUAAACCACUGUUACUGUUCCGGUUGUGUCGACUACAGGAACACAGUGUCAGUACCCACUGAGGAAUGUGAGGUGGAAUAUAACGAGAGGCAAGAGUGCGGCUGGUUUGGCGUUACUCAUGCGGAGUGCGCUGAACAAGGGUGCUGCUUCGAUACUUUAGCUUAUUUCUAUGGUGGACCGUCGUGCUUUUACGUGAAAGGAUGGCUGACACAGGAUCCGUCCUGGGUUGUGGACUCCUCCGGUACGCCUUGGAACGGAGGGACACAUGAUGUCACAGACGCUUUUGAUGGGAACAUUGGAACGUACUGGGACCCCCAAGGUACCGAACAACACCACAACAACUGGUACAUUAUACUGGACCUGCGAGCGUCCGAAACUCUCACUCGCAUUGCAGUCAACAACUACGGAGACACCACACAUGAUAUUGAAUCCUUCACGUUGCAAAAGUCGGCCGUUGGAAGCCCGUACAGUUGGGAGGACGUCGCGUCGGUCGAUGCCGUGGAGGCAGGGACGAUGGAACGACAGGAGUUCGGCGGGUUCCAGGGUACAGCGCGGUACUGGAGGUUCCUCGUCACUCGGACCCACUCGGGCUGGCAGCCGUCACUCACCGAACUCAACCUCUACAAAAUCCCAUCAAUCAAGCGAGAAGAAAACUUAAUUGUGCGAGUCGGCCCGAGCGAGAUAUCCGACCAGAAUGAGCAGUGCGGAGAGACUUACGUGGACACUCCACUAGACGGACAGACCUUUGUGGUGUACUGCAACCCGCCGAUGUCCGGUCGCUAUGUGUCCGUACAGCAGUUAGUGGAGCGGUCAGACGUUGUAAAACUGUGUGAGGUGGAGGUCUACGGUACCGGUUAGAACUGUGUGAGGUGAAGCUCUACGGCCCCGGUUAGAACUGUGUGAGGUUGAGGUAACGGCACCGGUUAGAACUAUGUGAGGUGUGGCUCUACGGUACCGGUUAGAACUGUGUGAGGUGGAGGUCUACGGUACCGGUUAAAAGAUGCAACUUGUACAUAGCUUCUGGCAUUCAGUAGAAAAUUAUGUGGCAUUUUUACGUCAUUCAAAUUGGAAACUGUUUUACAUGGCACUAUCACCAUGCGUGUCUUUCCACAUUUGCCUGUCGAGGUUUAAGAUAUAAUUUCAUAUGUAGAGUGCGUUCUAGGGUAACCAUGCUACAUGUAUAUA
Messenger RNA from Branchiostoma floridae (Florida lancelet), 2596 nucleotides. RefSeq lists its product as uncharacterized. The transcript has 7 exons. NCBI's taxonomy places the organism in Eukaryota, Metazoa, Chordata, Leptocardii, Amphioxiformes, Branchiostomatidae. The coding region runs from base 23 to 2269 and encodes 748 amino acids. The record is from RefSeq and is a predicted model, not a curated record.